GAUUGAGUUGCGGCUUUCUCUUUAUCCAUAUAUGCUCUGCAACAAAGACCACAAUGCCUCAAACUGCUAACGACGCAUACGGCUUGACUACCUACCUCAUCAUGACAAUGGGUGUCCCUAAUAUGAAGAGGGCAGCUGGCCUGCCGUCCCGAAACACAGUCUCAACCUCGAGCCGGUUGCACGAGACACGCCUAUUAUAUCACAUUGUCUACACCCCGUCAGAGAAAUGGCCAACGUAGCCCGCAGAGCCGUUCCGGUCCACCUAGCAGAGCACGAGGACGACGACCAUGCCGACCAAAGGGGUUACAUCAAGGGGACCGAUUUUGCGCUGCCAUACUUCUCUCAGUGGUCACGGCUGCACGAGUCCGAAGCCAGUGACGGCCUGCUCCGCCAUGUCAGCUGCGGCUACCUCUCGACGCACGGGGUGCCGCCGACGCUGCUAGCCCUCAAGCAGCACGCCCAGUCACUGUGCGUGCUCAUCCACGCGCUGAACCCAACCCUCAAGUCCGCCGAGAUCGCCAGCGGCAGCCCGGCCAAGGCACGCCCCAAGGAAAAGGGGCAAGGGGGGCAAGCGGCGGCGGUCGAGGACGCGCUCAGCUUCAAGUACAAGCUCAACGACGCCUUCGACUUCCUCGCCGACCUAAGCGUGCCCUACACCAACGAUGACCCCAACCACCACAAGCCCCUGACCGGCCUCGCCAACGAGGUGCGCGGCCGCCACGAAGUCCUGGGCACCACCUACCACUGCCCCUUCGCUGAGAGCAAGCCCCGCGGCCGGGGCGAGAAGCAGAAGCCCUACGCGAACCACCACAACCUCAUCAUGCACGCCAACGCCUGCCUCGAGCGUCUCGACCACGAGUUCAGCAGCACCGGCGGCCUGAUGAGCCUGCUGCCCACGGCAACCACCACCAGCACCACCACCUCCUCCACCGACCCAGGCCCCUCCCAUCCCUCCGACCUCACCAACGCGCGCAACAGCCUCCUCGGCCAAUGGCUACACUUCACGCAAACGCUCGUCGCGCGCAUGCACGAGCUCGAGCGGGCCUACGGCAACGCGCUCGACGCACUGGCGGGCGAGGCCGCCAUCCCGCACCAGUCCCUCGCCGCGCUCGGCCCGGACGGCCGGUCCACCGGUCGCGUCGUCGCCUUCCCGCAGGACCGGUGGGUGCUGGCCAACGCGGGCGACGACGUCUUCGCGGCCGUGCACCGCCUGCUCGACCGGCAGGAGGCGCUCGCCCAGGCGCGCGACCGCGUCUGGCGCCGCAACGGCGCCGUCGGCGACCGCCUGUGGUCUGGCUCCACCCCCGCCAGCCCCGGAGCGCGGGUCCGGGCCCGGGACUACGCCCGCGGCAUCGUGCCCGUGGACGUCAUGACGCGGUAUUACCGCCUGGCCGGGUCCGGGCACACCACGCUGUUUGUGGUGCCCGCGUGGGAGCAGCACCCGGGCGUGGAGGCCUCGCGCGACAACAACAACGCUGCCACCCCAACAAUCGUCGCCUGCCCGCAGCCCAAGUUCCCCGCGCGCGCGACCGAGCUGGAGAAGCGGUACGGGGCGCGGCUGGAGCGGGCGCAGCGCGCCGAGCGGGAGGCGCUGCGGGCGCGCGGGGAGCUGCAGGGCGCGCGCGGCGAGAUGGGCGUGCUGCGCCGCCAGAUCGAGGUGCUGGCCCGCUCGAGGGACGCGCUCAUGCUGGCGGCGAUGAAGGUUGCCGCCGCGGCGCACGAGCAGAGGGAGAGGGCGGUGAGGGCGGAGAGGGAGGUCGAGGCGGCGAGGAGGGAGAGGGAUGGCGCGUUGGAGAGGGAGGAGAGGUUGAGGGAGGAGGUGGAGGGGUUGAGGAGGGAGUUGGCUGCUAUGGGGGUGAGGCGGUAG
This is a messenger RNA of Chaetomium fimeti, 1867 nucleotides long. RefSeq lists its product as uncharacterized. Bases 227 to 1867 code for a protein of 546 amino acids. The record is from RefSeq and is a predicted model, not a curated record. NCBI's taxonomy places the organism in Eukaryota, Fungi, Ascomycota, Sordariomycetes, Sordariales, Chaetomiaceae. The transcript has 2 exons.